AUAAGCAAUAUUGAUAAUCUAUUUAUUUCGAUAAAUUGUCUUCCUUUUCCUACUUCUUCAAUACGUAACUACGGAUGAUUGCAAGUUUCCAAUGACGCUAAAUCUUUGAGGGAAAUUCUGAAAAGUCUGUGAGGAUGGCUGACUGGAGUAUACUGAAGCCUUCUGGGAAUGAUUUUCUAUCGUCAUUGACAACAUACAGUAACCAUGACCCGACCUUGACCCAGUUUCACAAUCACAUGAUGAGUAGUUUUAUAGACAGGAAUUUCUCCUCCCAGUCUAUUUUUGAUAAGAAUACGUUCUGUACACCAGACAAUGUGGAUGAUUGUUUGACACAUUUAAACCAGGAACUAACAGGGCUUGGGUUACAACCAGUUAGUAGAGAUGGAGUGGGGUGUACCACAUCGCUCAUCAACAGACUGGAAGAAAUUCUAAGAAUGUACCAGAGAAGUAAUAGAAUCAAAGAAGAGCUGGAAAAUAGGGUACAUCGUAUAAGUUGUGAUGCGUCAGAGAACCAGUCAGUCAUCCGUCGGUUGAAGAACGACAAGGAACGUCUGGAGCGAUCAGUCGCUCAAGAGAAGGAACUGCACAGACAGACACAUAACAAAAUAAAAAAUGUCACGACAAAGUUAAAAACAGAAAAAGAUGAGUUGAAACGUGUCCAGUCAGUUAUCAAAGAUCGUGAUGCUCAAUAUAAACAUGAGUUGAAGAAAAAACAAAGGGAGGUAAACAGACUCAUGGAAAAACUACAUCAACUUCUCAUGGAUAAAAAUCCUGAUAGAAGAAUAGGUAUGGAUAUGGAAGGAUAUUUACGAAGGGGAGAUAAUAAAAGAAGUACAUGGAAAAACACUGCCAGUAGCAAUAAACAAGAAGAAAUGUAUCAGUUACUAGUAUCAAACUACGAGGAGAAACAACAAGAACUGCGAGUAGAGAAUAGUGACCUCCGAGAUUGUUUAAUAGAUAUGCAAAGAGAACUGUCCUCAGUGUUGAAUACCUCCAAUACCAAUAUGACCAGUAUUCAGUCACAGAAUGGCGAUUUAUCAGGAAGCAGUAGUGAGGAGGAUCUUUCAACAUCUUCCUCUGUUUCACAUGAUCUCAAUGAUGAUUUCUUCCAGAUGCCUUAUGAUCUUCUACGAGAAAAUCUUCAGAAAAGUUUUCAGGGAACAUGUAAACGUUUACGUCAUAGUAUAAGAAAGUGUUCAUUAGAUACUCAGUCAUCACCAAAGUCUCAUGUGCAGCAAUCUAGUCAGGGUAAAUCAUCGUCUCGUCAUAUUGACGAUAACCGUGAAAGUGAACGAUGUCAGGAAGAGAUGGAUAAACUCAAGAAACAGAUUGAUAAAUACAAAGAUAUUGUGAAACAACAGGAACAACUUAUACAGCAAUCUCUGAGUACACAGUCAAGGUCAAUGGAGAACACGUUCCUCCAAGAAUCUCAAAUCCUUCAAGAGAAAGAGAGCUUAUCUGAACAACGUAGAAAAUUCUACCAGGAGAAGGCGAACUUUGAAGAAGAACGGAGAAAAAAUGCUGAAAUUUCUAUGCAGAUACAACAUGAGAGGAAACAGCUGGAAGAGGAAAAAGCAAGCCUUUUAAGGACUCAGAUUAUACACAUGUCACCAUAUAAUACAUCUAAGCCUCCUACACCAUCCAGAUCAAAAGAGAAAACACGUCUUCUACCAUCGACUCCAGUGUUUUCCCCAGCUCCGGGGAAGUCAAAUAGUGCCUCAACCUCUUCAGCUGAACUUCUUAAAAUGCUCAGUCUCUCAAAGAAGAAAAGUACUCAGUAAGUCUUUGAAUUUUUUCUAUUCUAGCA
This is a messenger RNA of Ruditapes philippinarum (Manila clam), 1807 nucleotides long. RefSeq names its product afadin- and alpha-actinin-binding protein B-like. The transcript has 13 exons. Lineage: Eukaryota; Metazoa; Mollusca; Bivalvia; Venerida; Veneridae. The coding region runs from base 135 to 1781 and encodes 548 amino acids. The record is from RefSeq and is a predicted model, not a curated record.